Penicillium pulvis is the source of this 1821-nucleotide messenger RNA. RefSeq names its product Major facilitator superfamily domain general substrate transporter. NCBI's taxonomy places the organism in Eukaryota, Fungi, Ascomycota, Eurotiomycetes, Eurotiales, Aspergillaceae. The record is from RefSeq and is a predicted model, not a curated record. The transcript is spliced from 4 exons. Bases 1 to 1821 code for a protein of 606 amino acids. Gene Ontology annotation, molecular function: transmembrane transporter activity. Gene Ontology annotation, biological process: transmembrane transport.
AUGGCGGUUACACAGAUGCGCCCCUUGCUGCGCAGGGCUCGCCAUGUUUUUGGUCGGACAAAGGAUGAAGAGGGAAGAAGUUCUUCGGUCGACACUGGCGCUGUGGAGGGAACUUCCGAAAAGAAGGAUCCUGAGGCUACUGACAAUGUGGUUCCUGUUAACGAUAAUGGAGCGGAAUUGCCCCAGGAAGGCUUGCAGCAGGGUGUUGCUGAUGCCGAAGCUAUAACCCUUACUUGGUCGAGAAAGGUUCUGUUCUUGGUGUUCUUGAAUAUUUGGUUGUUGUACUUUGUCAAUGCAUUCCAGGCAUCCGUUUACGACACAAUCAGUCCUUAUGUCGCGAGUUACUAUGAAUAUCACUCGCUGUCUGGUCUCCCUACCGCUAUUGGUGAUGCUUGUUCUGCCGCUGUCUACAUUCCGAUGGGCAAAAUGCUCGACACGUGGGGUCGAGCUGAGGGAUUUCUGCUCAUGACCAUUUUUUCUACCUUGGGCCUGAUUCUCAUGGCCGCUUGUGAUGGAUUUUCCAUCUACUGCGCUGGAUAUACGUUCUACAUGAUGGGCUUCGGUGGAAUGGAGUACUGUGUGGAUGUCCUCACGGCCGAUAUGACCAAGUUGCAGAACCGAGCUUUUGCUUACGCUUUCACCUCUUCUCCAUACAUCAUUACAGCAUUCGCUGGUCCCACCGUUGGCCAGGAAUUCUAUGCUCUUCCUGGUGAUGGCUGGAGAUGGGGAUUCGGUACCUGGGCGAUCAUCUUCCCCAUCACUGCUGCCCCCCUGUUCUUCACCUUGAAGCAUACACUUCACAAGGCCCAGAGAGAGGGCCAUGCGGUCAGACUUCCUAGCGGCCGCACAUUCCUUGAGAGCACAUGGCACUGGAUCCAAGAAUUUGACAUAAUUGGCGUAUUUAUCUUCACCGUUGGUCUCGUGCUCUUUGAACUUCCUUUCGACAUUGCGGACUAUGCCCCUGACGGCUGGGCAACGGAUUACAUCAUUGCGAUGCUUGUUGUUGGAUUCUCCAUGCUUUUCUUCUUCGCUCUCUGGGAGAAGUUUUUGGCCAAAGUACCUAUGCUGGACAUCACCUAUAUCAAGAACCGUACCGUCAUCGGUGCCUGUCUCCUGGAUGCCACAUACCAGCUAUCCUACUACUGCUGGAACUACUACUUCACGUCGUUCCUACAAGUCGUAAACGGACUGACCCCCAAAGAAGCCGGAUGGAUCAACCAUAUCUUCGACAUCGUCUCCGGUGUCCUCUUGCUGUUCGUCGGUUUCUCCAUUUCCAAGACCGGGCAUUACAAGUGGCUCCUAUAUAUCUGUGUUCCACUCUACAUCUUGGCUCAAGGUCUCAUGAUCUACUUCCGUCACGCCCGAUUUAACGUCGGCUACCAGAUCAUGUGUCAGAUCUUCAUCGCCAUCGGUGGUGCGUGCUUCAUCAUGGUCGAGCAGCUUGCCAUUCUCGCCGCUGUUGAUCACCAGCAUUUCGCUUCGGCUCUUGCUCUGUUGAACGUCGUUGGUACAAUCGGUGACAGUGCAGGUCUUACUAUCAGUACUGUUGUUUGGGAGAACACCUAUCCUGUCGCCUUGAAGCGUUAUCUCCCUGAAUCGGCUAUGUCGAACUUUGACAACAUCUACAACAGUCUUUACACCCAGCGAGGAUACCCACUGGGUUCGGCGACCAGAAUUGCUAUCCAGAAGGCUUAUGGGUACGCCGAGCUGCGCUUGCUUGCUAUCGGUACGGGUAUCAUGGUUCUCGCUAUCCCUUGGACUAUUAUGAUCCGCGACAUCAACGUCAAGGAGAAGCCACAGGUAAAGGGUGUAGUUUUCUAA